Molecule: messenger RNA, 5049 nt
Organism: Papilio xuthus (Asian swallowtail)
Lineage: Eukaryota; Metazoa; Arthropoda; Insecta; Lepidoptera; Papilionidae
Gene: Klp10A
Product: kinesin-like protein 10A
Exons: 17
Coding region: 213-2549 (778 amino acids)
Biological process (GO): microtubule-based movement; microtubule depolymerization
Cellular component (GO): microtubule
Molecular function (GO): microtubule binding; ATP binding; microtubule motor activity
Source: RefSeq, a predicted model, not a curated record
UCACACUGAUAAUUUUGGAUUUUCGUACUUUAACCGAAAUAUUUUAAACUGUGUAGCUAGCUCGAUAUAACUGUCAAUCUGGGUGUAGAAAUUUAUUUGUAAUUUUCACCGGUUCUCAUGUGCAAUUUUCGAUUGUGUUAAACCAUAUUUUGACUAUAAUUUAUUAUAAUAUAAUGUUAUAUAGUGUAUGUGGUGCAUAAAACGGUGCGAAAAUGGAUGACGGUACAGUAAAUAUCCAGUCCGGAAUUAACAUCAACAUAAAAAGAACAGAUGGACGCAUCCACUCGGCAAUCGUGUCUGGUGUGAACGUGGAGACGCGCUCUGUGACGGUAGAAUGGUUCGAGCGCGGGGAGACCAAGGGCAAGGAGGUGGAGAUCGACACCAUCCUCGCCCUCAACCCCGAGCUGAUCGGCACUCGCCGUUCGCCGCACCUACAGCCCGUCUCCAAUGCGCCCAACAAACUCGCCAGGGAUAUGACGCGACAGUCAAUUCCAGUUGCGACAAAAGCGCCGGCGCGCGUGACGCGUAACAACCAGAUGCGUAUGUCGAACGCGGGUGCGUACACGAACGGGCAUGGUGGAGACACGACGGGCCGCCGCGGCGCAGAAAAUGUACCUCCGCCGCCGCAGCCGCAGCAACAGCCGCCCUCGAACUCACGACUCACGCAGCAGAUGCCGGCGUCGGGCGGGCGGUCGCGCACGGGCAGCACGCCCAGCGCCGCCUCGCUCACGCAGCAGCACUCGCACCAUCCGCACCACGCCCAGCACCCGCCCAACUCGGGACAGAAACGCAUGCAAAACAUCAAAGAGUUCAGUAACAGCGGAGGCGGAGGUGCAGGGGGCGGGGGCGGGGGCAUGGCGCGCAACACGGCGGCCUCGGCCAGCGCGGCGUCGGUGCCGCACGCCGUGGCCUCGGGCGCGGUGCGGCGCUCCAACGUCGUCAAGGAGGUCGAGCGCCUCAAGGAGAACCGCGAGAAGCGGCGACAGCGACAGGCAGAGCUCAAGGAGGAAAAGGAGGCCCUAAUGAACAUGGAUCCCGGCAACCCGAACUGGGAGUUUCUGGCGAUGAUCCGCGAGUACCAGAGCAGCAUCGAGUUCCGGCCGCUGGUGGGCUCCGAGCCUGUCGAGGAUCACCAGAUCACAGUCUGCGUCCGCAAGCGCCCGCUCAACAAGAAGGAAAUCAAUAAAAAAGAGGUGGAUGUAAUAAGUGUGCCCACGAAGGACCAGAUGAUAGUGCACGAGCCCAAGAACAAAGUGGACCUCACCAAAUAUCUCGAGAACCAGAAAUUCCGAUUCGACUACGCCUUCGAUGAUUCCUGUACAAAUGAAAUUGUUUACAAAUACACGGCCAAGCCGCUAGUGCAGACGAUCUUCGAGGGCGGCAUGGCCACCUGCUUCGCCUACGGACAGACCGGCUCCGGCAAGACGCACACCAUGGGGGGAGACUUCCAGGGCAAGAUCCAGGACUGCAAGAAGGGUAUCUACGCGAUGGCGGCGCGCGACGUAUUCACGUAUCUCAAGUCCCCCAAGUACAAGCCCCUCAACCUCAUCGUCUCCGCCUCAUUCUUCGAAAUAUACUCCGGAAAGGUGUUCGACCUGCUGGCGGACAAGGCGAAGCUGCGGGUGCUGGAGGACGGCAAGCAGCAGGUGCAGAUCGUGGGCCUCACCGAGCGCUGCGUCGACAGCGUGGACGAGGUGCUGCGCCUCAUACAGCACGGCAACGCCGCGCGCACCUCCGGGCAGACAUCUGCGAACUCGAAUUCGUCGCGAUCGCACGCCGUGUUCCAAAUAGUGGUGCGGUCUCCCGGCAUGAACCGCGUGCAUGGCAAGUUCUCCCUCAUCGACCUCGCCGGCAACGAGCGCGGCGCUGACACCUCCUCCGCCAACAGGCAGACGCGUAUGGAGAGCGCGGAGAUCAACAAGUCGCUGCUGGCGCUGAAGGAGUGCAUCCGCGCGCUGGGCAUGAAGGGCAACAACCACCUGCCCUUCCGCGUCUCCAAGCUGACGCAGGUGUUGCGCGACAGCUUCAUAGGGGACAAGUCGCGCACCUGCAUGAUCGCCAUGAUCUCCCCCGCCAUGUCCUCCUGCGAGCACUCCCUCAACACGCUCAGAUAUGCCGACAGAGUGAAGGAGCUGGGCACGGCGGAGGGCGCGCGCGGGCGGCCCGAGUCCCCGCUGGCAGACGUCGACAUGGAGCCGCCCGGACACGAGCUGGCGCAGCUGCGCUCACUCAAUGAGGGCGACAUGUCUGCGGAGAUGUUCACCUUCCACGAGGUGAUAGACGAGCUGCAGCGCGCGGAGGAGGAGGUGCUGGACAACCACAAGGCGGUGGCGGACUACAUGCAGCACGCGCUGCAGCGGUGCUCGCAGCUCUUCGCCAUCACACGCGAUGUUGACUACGAUCAGGACGCGUACGCGACGCAGUGGGAGGAGCUGCUGAACGAGCAGCUGGUGGUGCUGGCGCAGUCGCGCGACCUGGUGGCCAAGUUCCGCGCCAAGAUGCAGCAGGAGGAGCACAUGUCGCGCCGCAUCCAGCCGCGGCACCACUAGCCGCCGCCCCCCGCACUUGUCGCCUGUCACCUGGCACCUGACACCUGUCGCCUGGCACCUGUCGCCUGUCGCCUGUCGCCCGGCACCUGUCGCGGGUGCGCGAGCUCAGUGCGUAGCUCGACGCGGCUCCGAGGGCUCGACGCUGCGCUUACUAUUAGUUUAUUUAUUGAUUUCUCUUGCAUAGGUUUUAUGUUAAUGAUAAUUUGUAUGAACAAUUAGUGAGUUUGUUUGUGAGAGCGAGCGCGCGACCUCCGAACUAAACUCGAUUUAUAAAUUUGCCAUUGCUUUUCUAACUUUGCCGUCAUCCGAACAGAUUAACAGACCGCGAGGUGGCGUCACUCGCGAGUCUUUGAGUGCCGAUUGACCGAUCGUUCCUAUGAAAACAUUUCGCGGGAAAAGACGCGACGUAGCUGGUCUACUGAUCUGUGACCGGAAUGAUGGAACGGAUAAUGUAACGGUCUCGGGAAUUCCUGUUGGUGUUCCUGCUUCGAUGAAACGACUAAUUUUUUUUUGUUUGACAAAGCAGAAUUUCCUGAGACGAUAUUUCGUGUAGAGCCGUAAACGUAUCAGUUGAGUUGGAGACAGGCGCAAUCGAUAUUAUUGAGUCGUUUGUAAAGAUAGAUUUUGAUGUGGUAUAUCGGUAAACAAAUCCGUUCAGUGUGUAAGUUUCUCGAUAGGUAAAAAACUACUAAUAGAUUAUUGAAUAAAAUAAGGCUCUAUAAAUAUAAAAUUUUGUGUAAAUCCGUGUGACGAUGUUUCUUUAACAAUGUGAUCGCAGUUUUGUUUCAUAAAUAUUUAACAUUAUAAGUGUUUCCUAAUUACCUAACUUGAAUGCAUUUAACUUCGCUAAAGGCCUACUUGUCAAAUUGUAGAUAUAUUAUAUUUAAUUAGCUGGAGAUUGGUUGAGUUGUCCGAGUACAAGGCGAUGCGAUGCGAUGUGAUGCUGCUGACCUGUGCGGCGCGUCUCUGUGUCGUGUGUCGUGUGUCUGUAUGUCUGCAUGUCUGUAUGUAAUUGUAUGACAAAAUUAAUAUCCUAUAUAUGAUGAAAUCGAUCAAUACUCGAGAUGUUGUGAGAAUGAAUUAAUAUACUUAUAAUUAACAUUAUAAAUAUUUGUUGCUGCGUCGAAUCUGUUGAAGUAUUGACAUAUCUUUGCUUUGACGAGUCGCUUGUUAUUGUAUUGUUGAAAUUUAUGCAGAGGAGAAAAGGGGGAGAGGUUAUUGUGUUGCUUUUCUGCAAUGAAAAAGACUUAAACAAAACUAUAUUGUACUGAGAAAUAUAUUAAUUGUUGGCCAAAACUGAAUUCGUUUUUUGCUCGGAGUUACUUUAAUAAUCGCGAUUAAAUUAUAAUUUACUUGCGAAUUAUUUCCUCUUGACGAAUUCUUCGUGUCUUUUAAAUUGUAAAAGUUAGACGAAACGAACAAUAUUUAAAUGAUUGUAUGAACGGCACAGUUCUAAGUGUACUGGGCCUAUUGUGAUACAGAACAUGCGAGGUUCUACGUUUGACGCUUUUUAUUCAAAUGUUGACAGCCGACUUUGUCUAUCAUAAAAUUUGUACUAGUAACUUUCGUAUUGUUAUUGCCAACUUAUUAUAUCUUGUUCCAAUCCAAAACCUAAAAUAUAGUCAAACUGCACACUAAAAUUCAAUAUAUUUCUUUUCUUCUUAUUCCAAAAUAUUUCUGGCGAAAUACUAAGCUAUCAUUAUUUGAGUAUCAUUCAACUUUGUCUCGUAAUAUUCACAUACUAACCAGAAAAGUAAAUGAUCAUAAUGGCCGCCAUGUUUAGAAUUUGACGUUAUACUGUUUAUUUAAUUUCGGCGUUGGAUUGAAACAAGAUAUAGAACGAUAUUUAUAAGUCACGGCUAGAAUAUAAUAAAAAUAUUUAUAUACAUUUUUUUUAAUUCAUCGCAAAUCCAUCGUAAUAGAAAAUUCGUGUGUAUAUCCUAGCUUUUUUUUACGGUUCACAUCAUUUUUGAUAUAAAUACUGGUCCGUAUAGACACAGUCUGAACACGUCCUUAGAAUAUUUAGAUUUAGCAUAAGUUAGAUAUCCUAGAUACUAAACUAUUCGAAUGAGGGAUGUUUGUGUCGGAACCAUAUUAAAGAUUUAUUAAUUUUUGCCCAAUAUUUGGAGUUGGCGGCCAUUUUUUGUUGGAUUAACUACGAAAAAUUUGACACUAGUUUUCUUUUUUCUUUCGAUGACAAAAUGGUCGCUUAGCUUCUUUAUAAUAUAAAACUAAGACAUUAUACGAGAUUCCAUAUUUUUAUUUAGACAAUUUACUUGUCUUUGAGUUUCGAUAAUUAAUAGUAGUCGACUAAAAAUGAAAAUCUACAAACGAAUUAGUGUGAUCACUACUCAUAGUAAAGUGGGAAUUAAUAUAAGAAAGUAUUUAAUUGUGAUAAUAUUAGAGGCGUUAAUAACAAAGUCUAAAUUUCUUUUUAAUGUAUGGAUCGUCAUUUACAAAACAUCAUCAUUGCUUUGCUAUUUUAUUCACCGGUGAAAUA